This is a messenger RNA of Sclerotinia trifoliorum, 7112 nucleotides long. Lineage: Eukaryota; Fungi; Ascomycota; Leotiomycetes; Helotiales; Sclerotiniaceae. The record is from the annotation of a GenBank genome assembly.
ACAUGGUUGAAGCUAGAGGUUACUCCGUAAAGUGAUUUCAAAUCAGAGCAGUUGAGCUGAGCUGAGAUUUUGAACAAUUAAUAUAUACAGGGCCCGCCACAAGUUGUGCAAUAGAUUUGAUGAAAUACCAGCGGUUUCUUCUGGGGUUUCUCCUACCAACUUAAUCAUUUUGUAUCAUACUGAACAUGGGAAAGAAAAUGUCUUUCCUGGUCUUUGGUGACCAGUCAUUGGAUACGCAUACUUUCUUGACCGACUUUUGUCAACAUGGAAGACCAAGUGUGCUUUCGAGAUCAUUCCUUGAGCAGGCUGGCUCUGCUCUUAGGGAAGAAAUCGAUAGACUACCAAGCCUCCAGCGAAACAGAAUACCAGAGUUUACCACUAUACUCGAAUUGAAUAAGUUACAUCACGCUGGAAACAUCAGAAACCCUGCAGUAGAUAGCGCUCUUUUGUGCAUUACUCAAAUAUCCCAAUACAUUGAGUAAGUAUAAAUACCUUAUAUAAUGAGUUCCUUCUACUAACGCAGGUAAUUAGUCGUUACGAAAAAGAACAUGGAGAUUCGACUAGUCCCGGUGAAACUUGCCUCGUUGGUUUGUGCACCGGGCUUUUCGCUGCAGCCGCAAUCGCCUCUUCUCCAUCGAUAUCCCAACUGAUACCCAUCGCCAUUCAAGUGGUGUUGAUGGCGUUUCGAACAGGUGCACACGUUGCAGCUCUUGCCGACAGGCUUAACAACCAAUCAGAAUCACCAGAAAGCUGGACUCAUGUCGUUCCAGCUGCCCAGGAAAGCGAAGUCAACUCAAUACUUAACGACUUCCACAAAGAAAACGUGCGUUUACAUUUCUAAGUUUCGACGAUAUGUACUGACUCUUUACAGGCAACACCUCUAGUAAAUCAAGCAUACAUUAGUGCAAUAACUUCGAAAAGUAUUGCGAUAAGUGGGCCCCCUUCAACAUUAAGAGCACUUUUUGCAUCUGAGACUUUCCAGGCAAAACCGAUAUCUAUUCCUGUCCACGGCCCCUAUCAUGCUGCUCAUCUUCGUUCGAGUCUGAAUGUGGAGCAAAUAUUGCAUUUGAAGGAUGAAAAGGUCCGGGAAGUGCUUGGAAACCUGAAAACUAGAUUUCCAGUCAUGUCAUGCACGACUGGAACUUGGUAUACAGAGCAAGAGCCUGAAUUGUUGCUCCAGGCAGUUUUGCUCGAGAUGUUGACGGAGCCAAUAAUGUUUAGCAAGAUUCUUCAUGGUUGCGUACAGAAAGGCCGGGAAUUUCAAGGCCGAGAAUGCCUGAUUAUUCCAUUUGGUAAGAAGCAGCCUUCAGAAAAUCCAUCAGUUUGCUAAUUUUUGAGCAGGUCCUACUAGCACGGCCAAGGUUUUAGCAACAGCUCUAGAGUCUCAAACAGAGCUUGAUAUAACUUUGAGGUCACUACAAACCGGAAACCAACAGGCGGCGAAGCAACAAAAUUCGAUAGAAGUAUCUCCUGGGAAAUGCAAGCUUGCCAUUGUCGGAAUGGCUGGAAGAUUUCCAGAUGCUGCAAGUCAUGAAAAAUUAUGGGAGCUGCUCGAAAAUGGCUUGGAUGUCCAUAGAGUGGUACCGAAGGAUAGAUUUGAUGUUGCGACACAUUUCGACCCUACAAGCAAAAUCAAAAAUACAAGUCAUACUCCUUAUGGAUGCUGGAUUGAGAACCCUGGUCUUUUUGAUCCCAGAUUUUUCAACAUGUCUCCUCGAGAGGCAUACCAAACAUGUCCCAUGCAACGUCUCGGCCUUGCGACCGCAUACGAAGCCCUGGAAAUGGCUGGCUAUGUUCCCAACAGGACGCACUCUACAAAGCUUGAUCGAAUCGGUACAUUUUACGGGCAAACAAGUGACGACUGGCGUGAAAUAAACGCGGCACAAGAUGUGGACACGUACUACAUUACAGGAGGCGUAAGAGCCUUCGGGCCCGGUCGGAUCAACUAUCAUUUUGGGUUUUCAGGACCAUCUUUCAAUAUCGAUACAGCUUGUUCCUCUAGCGCCGCUGCACUCCAACUAGCCUGUACAUCUUUGUGGGCAGGAGAUUGUGACACGGCUGUUGUUGGCGGUCUCUCGUGCAUGACGAACCCGGAUAUUUUUUCAGGACUCAGUCGAGGGCAGUUCUUGUCAAAAAAUGGGCCAUGUGCUACUUUUGACCACGAUGCGGAUGGAUAUUGCAGAGCAGAUGGAAUCGGUACUGUCAUUAUUAAAAGGCUGGACUAUGCUUUAGCUGAGUAAGUUUCAUCUACGAAUUCUGCUUUAUAUGAUUCAGAACUAAUUUUUAUUUCCCUAUUUUUUUUAGCAAGGAUAAUGUUUUGGCUGUUAUCCUUGGAAGUGCUACCAACCACUCAGCAGACGCUGUUUCAAUUACCCACCCGCAUGGAGGAACACAAGAGGUUUUGUACAAGCGCAUUCUAGCCAAUGCGGGCGUUGAUCCCAAUGACAUCGACUAUGUGGAAAUGCAUGGCACCGGGACUCAGGCUGGAGAUGGGACGGAAAUGAAGUCUGUCACCAAUGUUUUUGCUUCGCCAGAUCGAAAGAGGAGACCAGAUCAACCGCUGUACCUUGGAGCUGUCAAAGCAAACGUUGGACACGGUGAGGCUGCAUCUGGUGUCACCGCUCUCAUUAAAUGCUUGAUGAUGCUGCAGAAGAACGUCAUACCCCCACAUGUUGGUAUCAAGAAGACGAUCAAUCAAGGAUUUCCUAAGGAUCUUGCGGAGCGCAAUGUACAUAUUGCCUUUAAGAAUACGCCACUUCCGAAAAGGAAGUCCGGAGCUCCACGACGCAUCUUUGUCAACAAUUUCAGCGCCGCUGGUGGAAACACUGGAUUGCUACUUGAGGAUGCACCUGAUCUACCUUCGAAAGUUGCCGACCCGCGCUCCACACAUGUCAUCGCUAUCACAGCCAAAUCGAAGUCAGCUAUGCUUAAUAACGCAGAACGUCUAAUAUCUUAUCUCGAACGAAAUAGAGAAAUAGAUAUUGCAGAUUUAGCAUACACCACAACUGCACGUAGGAUACAACAUAAAUGGAGAAUGACAGUGACCGCGAGCGAAACAUCUGAGGUCUCAACAGCGUUGAAAUCUAAGCUGCACGAACAAUUUAUUCCUGUCCUUCCAGAACCGCCAAAAGUUGCAUUUUUAUUCACAGGACAAGGCUCUCAGUAUGCAGCAAUGGGUCAUGAGUUGUUCGAAAAUUCAUCACUGUUCAGGGAAAGUGUUAUGGAAUUCGAUAAUAUUGCCACAAUUCUUGGUUUCCCAUCAUUUAUCUCCUUGAUCGACGGGAGUGUAACUGACGCCCUUGGCUUAUCACCUGUCAUAGUGCAACUUGCCAUUGUGUGCUUGGAAAUGGCAAUGGCUCGUCUAUGGGAAUCUUGGGGCGUCAAACCCUCCAUAGUAAUUGGUCAUAGUCUGGGCGAGUAUGCCGCUCUCAAUGCUGCAGGAAUAUUAUCUGCCAGUGACACCAUCUACUUGGUCGGGAGACGAGCUCAACUCUUGAUCGGAAGAUGUACCGCUGGAACUCAUGCAAUGCUUGCAGUUCAAGGAUCGAGAUCAGCUGUAACCGAAGCACUUGGGGAGAUUGGGACACCAGUAAACAUCGCUUGCAUUAACAGUACUCGAGAGACUGUCCUUAGUGGCGAGGCUGCUGAGAUCUCGAAAGUUUCCGAUCGACUGUGUAACUCUGGUUUCAAAUGCACGCAGUUGAAAGUUCCUUUCGCUUUUCACUCUGCUCAAGUAGAGCCUAUAUUAGAUCAAUUCGAGGUAUUGGCCAAAUCUGUACCCUUCGCGAGAGGCAAUGUACCCCUCAUCUCCUCCCUACUCGGUAGAUGCCUUACCGAAGCUGAGGAUAUCGAUGCCACAUAUCUCCGCAAUCAUGCUAGACAGCCCGUUAAUUUCUUAGAAGGCCUGGUUUCUGCUCAAAAUUCUGGCAUUAUAGAUGAAAAAACUGUCUGGCUUGAGGUAGGACCACAUCCAGUAUGUUUGGGGCUCGUGAAAGCAACAGUGGGUAGUUCUACUGUUGCUGCUCCAUCGCUACGCAGAAAUGAAAGUGCAUACAAAACUCUCAGCAACAGCCUUAGCGUCUUACACACCGCUGGUCUUGAAAUUGACUGGAAUGAGUAUCAUCGAGACUUCCACGACUCGGUCCGUCUUCUUGACUUGCCCACCUACGCUUUCGACGACAAGAAUUAUUGGAUUCAAUAUGAGGGAGACUGGUGUUUGACAAAAGGAAAUUUACCUGGAAAAGAGCCCCUUCAGUUGGAGCCUCCCAAACCUAAGCUCUCAACUUCCACAAUUCACAAUGUUGUCAGCGAAAAGAUUGAAGGAGACACUGCAAUUAUUACCGCCGAGUCUGAUCUGGCACGAGCAGAUCUUCGCGGGGUCGUCACUGGGCAUCUAGUCAAUGGAGCUAUGUUGUGUCCAUCAGUAAGUAAUUUAGUCUGGAUUGAGUUGGUCAAGCUAAUAAUCUCCUAGUCUUUAUACGCAGAUAUGGCCAUGACUUUAUGUGAGUAUGGCUACAAGCUUGUGCGACCUGAUGUCAAAAAUUUGGGCUUGGACGUUGGAAGAAUGAAGGUGCCUAAGCCAUUGAUAGCUGACCCUCAAGGGAAAUCUCAAGUACUUACACUUACUGCCACUAUAAAUGCUGCAACUGGCCGUGCUGAUCUCCUAUUCUCAACGGGAACUGACAAAGCUCGAGUUGAGCACGCAAACUGUCAAGUCUUCUUCGGUGACACCGAGGAGUAUCAUGCCGACUUCCAACGUACUGCUUAUCUCAUUCAGUCACGAGUUGAUUGGCUACAAGAGGCUGAACGAAAUGGUAAAGCUUCUAAAAUUGGUCGUGGUCUUGCCUACAAGCUUUUUGCUGCGUUGGUGGAUUACGAUCAGAAAUAUCGUGGUAUGGAGGAGGUUAUUCUUGACAGCAUGAAGAUGGAAGCUACGUCACGUGUCGUGUUUCAAACUACAGAAAAAGACGGAACUUUCAAAUGCAGCCCUUUUUGGAUCGACAGUGUGGCACAUAUUUCUGGAUUCAUCGUCAAUGGCUCAGAUGCUGUUGAUUCACGUGAAAAAGUCUAUAUAUCACAUGGCUGGGAUUCUUUGAAAUUUGCCGAGCCUCUGAGUGCCGAAAAGACCUACCGCUCCUACGUCAGGAUGCAACAGCGCAAGGAUAAGACUAUGGCUGGUGAUGUCUACGUUUUUGACGGGGAUACAAUUAUCGGCAUGGUCGGCGGAUUAGCUUUUCAAGCCAUUCCUAGAAAGGUUCUCAAUAUGUUCUUGCCCCCAGUAGGUGCAGCGGCUGCUGCAACCACUGCAAAGGCAGUUCCCGCGCCCCGAGCACCACAACCUUCUAAGGUUUCGAACUCAAAGGCUGCCAAGAAGACGCAAGUCACCAAAGCCAAUAUCACCAAGGUGAACCAAAAGCUCAUGUCCGUUACCUCCCAGGUUAUGGAUAUCCUCGCAGUAGAAGUUGGGGUCAAGAUUGAUGAACUUGUUGACAACAUUGCUUUCACUGAUCUAGGAGUCGACUCGCUUAUGGCCUUGACGGUGUGCGGAAGACUACGAGAAGAAUUGGAUAUCGAUAUUAACUCUAACGAAUUCAUCAACUAUGCCAACAUUGGAGCUUUCAAGUCAUUCUUAUCGCAAUUCGAAGGGAAGCCACCAGCUGCCUACAGUGAAGACCCAAGCUCGCCUCUCACUACACCUAGUCCUGGAGAAUCAGUACACGACCCGCAAGAAGACUCGGAGUUCACAGAUCCUUCGGACGACGAUGUUUCAGCGACCGGUGCUGUAGAUAAUCUUGGUGAUAUUAUAAGAAUUACAAUUGCGGAGGAGAUGGCGAUCGAUGUUCUAGAGGUUGCAAGCUGUCCUGACCUUGCUUCUCUUGGUAUGGACUCACUCAUGGCACUUACGGUGCUUGGCCGAUUGAGAGAGAAGACGGGACUCUCACUUCCAUCUGAUCUUUUCCAGGUCAACCUGACCAUCCGCGAUAUCGAAAAGGCGCUCAAUGUCGAAGCACCCUCCAAGCCAAAGCCGAAGCCGAAACCUAAGGCCCCAUCUGAGCAGCCAAAGCCUACCAAAACGUCAGCCCCUUCCGUCAAUAGCACUGUGCACGCUACACCUCAAAGAAUAGCAAAUUCAAUUUUACUUCAAGGGAAUUUGAGAAAAGCCAGCAAGUAUCUUUGGAUGGUGCCCGAUGGAGGGGGAUCCGCAACCUCUUAUAUUGAGAUCCCAACACUUUCGUCUGAUGUUGCUGUUUUUGGUUUAAACUCACCUUAUAUGAAGACACCUGAAGAAUUUACUUGUGGUGUACCCGGUAUGGCUUCACACUAUAUCAAUGAGAUGAAGCGUCGCCAACCAAAAGGUCCCUAUCUAUUAGCCGGAUGGAGUGCUGGUGGUGUUAUUGCUUAUGAAAUAGUCAGCCAGCUUACCAAGAACAACGAAGUUGUCGACAAACUUAUCCUACUCGACUCCCCAUGCCCUGAUAUCAUUGAACCUCUUCCGUCAUCACUUCACAAGUGGUUUGCUUCCAUUGGUCUUCUCGGGGAUGGCGAUCCAAGCAAAAUUCCGGAAUGGCUUCUUCCUCACUUUGCUGCUUCCGUGCAAGCUCUUUCAACUUAUAUGCCCGAGGCAAUAGAUCCAAAGAAGGUACCUCAAGUCAUGGCCAUCUGGUGCGAAGAUGGCGUUUGUAAACUACCAUCGGAUCCACGGCCGGAUCCUUUCCCGUAUGGCCAUGCUCAGUUUUUGUUAGACAAUAGGACGGAUUUUGGACCUAACAUCUGGGAUAAAUAUCUUGGCAACGAAAAGUUUGUGACCAGACAUAUGCCAGGAAAUCAUUUCUCCAUGAUGCAUGCACCUCAUGUAAGUAAAAUUCUACUAUUAAUCGCCGUGGCAAUAUACUAAUCACUUCAAUAGAUAAAACUUCUAGGAGAUUAUAUGAGGGAGGCUCUUAUGAUGUGAUAUGAUAGAUUUUUUUCUUUUGUCUUGUAUUAGAAUAUGGUGGUGCUUGUCUGGGUGGCUGUUUCUGUUUUUGGCAAUUUUCCUUUAUUUUUUAUGAAUAUCACUUUCGUUACUGCUAUCUACGUACACUAGCCAAAUAUACACAAUACAAUUACAUAUG